This is a messenger RNA of Alexandromys fortis (reed vole), 13550 nucleotides long. RefSeq names its product low density lipoprotein receptor class A domain containing 4 (gene Ldlrad4). Bases 938 to 1858 code for a protein of 306 amino acids. Gene Ontology annotation, cellular component: Golgi membrane; early endosome membrane. The record is from RefSeq and is a predicted model, not a curated record. Gene Ontology annotation, biological process: negative regulation of transforming growth factor beta receptor signaling pathway. The transcript is spliced from 8 exons. NCBI's taxonomy places the organism in Eukaryota, Metazoa, Chordata, Mammalia, Rodentia, Cricetidae. Gene Ontology annotation, molecular function: R-SMAD binding.
UGACGUCGGCCGCGGGCUGCCCGGGGCUCCUGGCAUUGGUUGGCAAAGUCGAUUGUCUGGGGCGGCUGCUGUUACACUUAGGCUGGGUCUCCGGGCCGGGAGGAAGCAGGCGUGUGUUGAAUUUCUCUUUGACCCUCACGGUGGAAUAAACAGGAAGCGAAGAGCACCCAGCCGGGCUCUGCACUUGUCUUUGUUGUGGGCUCUGCGCUCCACAGGCUGGAGGAGGCUUCCCGGGACCCCUGCCCGCGUGCCGUCUGGGCACGGCUGGGGGCGCGCCCUUAAAUCUCCACCAGGAAGGGUGCUGUCAACCUCUCUACCUGCCUGUGUGCUUGCAGCUCUGGACAUAAGCCUGGAAGUCCAAUUGCUUGGUGCUUUGCUGUGAAGUUGGUAGAAGGUUUUAAGGAACUGAGGACUCAGAGCUGGUUGUUUGGAAUUGUCUCCAUUCUGUUGGUGGGCUGUGUCACGUGUUCUGAUAAGGAUGAAAUCACCUUUCAUCCCUUGGCCAGAACUGAAGAAGCAGAGAGCAGAGAGUACCUGUUCCGAACAUCCUGAGAGCCCCUGGUGAGGCUGCGACUGCCUACUUCUUGGGAGAUGCUGGCUGCCAGGAGGCCGAGGAGCCCUUUGUUUUGAAGUGGGACAGCGGGAUUUCAGCAGGACAGCUUCUUCGCUCCUGACCUCACCAUGGCUUCAACUCUCUGGCUGGACGGCUGAUGUGACUGUGUGCCCCACAUGCUGUUGGACUGCGUACCAUCCAGGUAGUGCCUGCUCACAGGGUGUGGGAGCACAGCCGGCGGGCAUCAGAUGCUCCCCCAAGUUGGACCAGCAGAGUGAUGGACUUGGACAGGCUAAGAUGGAAGUGACCUGAGGCCUUGCCCGGGUGGUUUCUUCACAACAGGACUAGUUAAGAAUUGAAACACAGGCUUGUCUGGGGAGCAGUAUGCCGGAAGCUGGUUUUCAGGCCACAAAUGCGUUCACAGAGUGCAAAUUCACCUGCACCAGCGGCAAAUGCUUGUAUCUUGGUUCACUGGUCUGUAACCAACAGAAUGACUGUGGGGACAACAGUGACGAAGAGAACUGUCUUCUGGUGACUGAGCAUCCACCUCCAGGCAUCUUCAACUCGGAGCUGGAGUUCGCCCAGGUCCUCAUCAUCGUCGUGGUGGUCACCGUGAUGGUGGUGGUCGUCGUCUGCCUACUGAACCACUACAAAGUCUCCACACGUUCCUUCAUCAAUCGUCCCAACCAGAGCCGGAGACAAGAAGACGGCCUGCAGCCGGAAGGGUGUCUGUGGCCUUCUGACAGCUCCGUGCAGCGGCCAGGGGCUUCAGAGAUCAUGUGUACCCCACGGGGCAGGGAUAGGUUUACCACCCCAUCCUUCAUCCAGCGGGAUCCGUUCAGUCGUUUCCAGCCCACCUACCCCUACGUGCAGCACGAGAUUGACUUGCCUCCUACCAUCUCCCUGUCAGACGGGGAAGAGCCGCCUCCUUACCAGGGACCCUGCACCCUACAGCUCCGGGACCCAGAGCAGCAGAUGGAACUCAACCGAGAGUCCGUGAGGGCCCCACCCAACCGAACCGUGUUUGACAGUGACUUGAUAGACAUUUCUAUGUACAACGGGGGACCAUGCCCACCAAGCAGCCACUCGGGCAUCAGUGCAGCUACCUGUAGCAGUAACGGGAGGAUGGAGGGGCCACCCCCUACCUACAGCGAGGUGAUGGGCCACUACCCAGGCACCUCGUUCUUCCACCACCAGCAUAGCAACGCACACAGGGGCAGCAGACCACAGUUUCAGCCGAACAACUCAGAGGGCACAAUAGUACCCAUCAAGGGCAAAGACAGGAAGCCUGGGAACCUGGUCUGAGUCCCUUCAGAGCGCACUUUGCUAGGAGAGAGAAACCUCGGCAGGGAGAGAGAGGCCCGCUGGCCCCCCUGCCACAGUGUUGUCCGGCUUUACGUCGUACAGCUGAGUAAAACCAAAUGUGCAAACACGGUCUUCGUUUCUGAUUCCUAUCCUGGGAAUUGCAUGCAAACAAGACUGAAACAAUACAAACUUGCAUCCGGUUUGACCACAACAGUGUUCAUCUUGGGGGCAGGGGUGGAGACGGGGCUAGAGUUGGUAUGAGCUUGGCAAAGGGCGUACCAAGGAACCCGAGGAGGCUUGGAAGACUUCAUGAAAGUAAGACCCAUAAAGGUAUUUUUGACCUAUUUAAUUCCAAAAGGAGACUGCAGAUAAAUGAGGCCAGAAUGGCCUGUUUUUUAUAAUUAACUGAAUAAAGAAGGAAGAAUUAUUAUAUAUUAUCACGGGGAAGAAUCAGUCAGUUUGCUUUUUCUCCAAAGGUGUGAAACUUUUAUUUUGUUUUAAAAAUAUGAGUCAAAACUCCUGUUUUGUGUGCCAAGGUAUAAAGUGGAUAGAGGAGCGAGAGGAAAUAAUUUCUGUUGAUGGUAUGCUUUAAGAGUUGCACUAUCGUAAUGUUUAAAAUAUGGACGAGGGAACCUAUGUUGUGUGAAGGUCUGUAUGUUGUCUUGUCACUUAUGGGUGGCUGUUAUACCCAAGGAACAUCCUUGAGAGUCCUACAGAGUCAUAUGAGAAAGGGUUUGGGGAACGUGCCCUGGUGUUUACUGAGUUCCACGCGUUUAACAAGGGGCAUGCUGCAAGGAUCUGCAGCGAGCAGUGCACUACUGCAGUUAUUUGGAGAGGCAGGUGGAGAGAAACACCUGCAUUGCGCAUCAAGUGUCAUACAGAGCUAGCCUUAUUCCCAGCAGCGUCAGCAAUUUAGACUGUUUUCACUGUAGCAUGAAAUAUAUUCAGAUACAUACCUUAUUUUAUGCAAUAAAUUGUUUAAAAUGCAAGAUGGUUAUUUUGUGUACUGCUGAACUAUGUGGCCUCUCCCAUCCUAGGCAGCUCUGUUGAGUUCUGCAAGGGAUAUUCUGUUCAGCACCUGGCACCAGCAGACGCUCCCAAGCCCACUUGGUUGUCUAAAUGCCAUACUGGUGAUGGUUCCUUAUGCUUACUAUGCCUCUGGGCCUGACACAGGGACAGAUUUGGCAUAAUAAGCCAUUACAUAUCACCAGUGUUGCAUGGUAGAGGAAUCGGUGCUGGUGCAGACUCACCUCUGUGUAGCCAGUCUUUGUACUGUGGUCGGUUAGUAAACAGAGGUAGGUGGUGGGUGAGGACAAGGCAUGGCAGGUAGAAUUACAGCUGGAAAAUGAAGUCAGUUUACUGUUUCUAAUAUUUCUAAACAUUCUUGUGCACAAUAAAGGACCCCAGCGACUUUCUUCUGCAGAUGUAAGAGCUGUUCCUGUAACGGCACCACGGUGGGCUCAUAUGCAGCAGCAGGCUUCUUUCCGGUGGUCUGACCUCUGCACGGAACAGGAAUGCAGAUUCAGAGGCAGGUUGACACCAAAUAAGUGUGUGUGAGUGCUUGUGUGUGACUGUAUGUGUGCCUGUUACUAUUUUCAGAGGUGAUUAUGGGAAGUAACGCUACUCUUACCUGAGAACUAGAGAUUGUUUGAGGCCCCCAGUCCUGUCUGACCCCAGGCAGCUUAUUUCUGCUGAUCUUGGUAGGUAGGCCCCGGGUUGGUCUGAGACUUGUAAUCUCUGUGGGAUUUAUCCAUUUCACACAGUAGCUUCCAGAGGAAUACUCACAGUCACAAGGAGAGAGGACAGAUGGGCAACAGUUGUCAGUUCAUGCUUGAACACUGCUUGGAAGGAUGUACAAAUGAAGGUCUCUGGGACUCUGGAGUUGCUUUUCUGUCUUGUCUGGUGACAUUCAGUGGCCUCUCAGGCUACAUUAACUGGGCCAAAGAAGACCUUUCCCACUUGCUUGAAGUUUCUAGCUCCUGGUGACCGAUGCUUUCAGACUGUGCUUGAAUGGGGCCCUGGGAUUCGAUGGCAGAGGAAGAAGUAGGUGUCCUUGCUGGGAUCUCACUGGUAGAGGACUUGGCAUGGAUGACAGCCAGGGGAAGGCGAGGUUAUGGCUCUGUCAUUCCAAAUCCUAACUGUCGUUUUGGUGAAGUUGGCAAUCCCACCUUUUGGUUUCAGCUCCAAAUGGCUUCUCAAUCCUUAUUUAGUCUUACUUUUCUGCCAGCCGUGAGAAAGAGCUAAGAUCAGAGACUUGUAAAUUCCUCUGGAGCUUGGCAAGCAUAUGGAGAUUUUGUAGAUGCCAACAGUGCUGAGGAAACACUGGGUACCCUAGAGGACUGCCUCUUUAGUGUACACACACACACACACACACACACACACACACACACACACACACACACACCACCUGUGACUCUGAAGUCUUUGAGGCUGGGCCUCUUUAAGGAAUUAGUUUAAAAGUCAAAGCUAAGGCCAUAAAAAUGAACGAGGACAUUUCUCUCAGCCCAGGGAGAUUUAGACAGUAGCCUUCCGGUUUACAGCUCAUGCCAUGCUGUCUCCUGGCUCUAAGGUGAGGACAAAGACACAGCUCAGAAUGGGGGCUGUUGUCUUUCAAAAAACCGAGAACCCGAGGGUUCAGUUUAGAAAGCAGUGAGUUUAGGCAAUUGACAAUAGGUUGUAAUGAUUAUUCCCAUGAGGCACUGAAGGAAACGUUUGUAUGGUUAGAAGGAGCAGUCCUGGGCAUGCUGCUCUGACUUGUCUGUUAGCUUGUGGGUUUCAAGGGAUAUGUAACACCAGACCCACAAACCCACCUACUGGAAUUCAUUCUUUUAGCCUGCAUUUGCUUUUUCAGAAACUCUAUAAACACUGAAACAAUAUUUAAUAUAAGAGGUUGUGAAGCUGACUCAUUCAAUUGUUUACUGCCCCCCCCUCCCCCAAUGCCUUCUCCACCAGACACACACCUAGCCCAUGAGAUCACAGCAUGGCAGUGACUAAAGCUUACAGGUACACUGUGAGAAUUACACUUUUCCUUAGUAACUUUUAGCUCCAACACAAGAGCCAAGGAUGAGGAGCCAAACUGGGAUGGAUGCCUCUUCACACAGACAUGAGAAUUGGGUACAAAAAGAGUAUUAUUAAUAUUUUGAAAUUCUAAGUAGCUCCAUUUGCUCUUCAUCUUUAUUGGGAUCAAAAGGAAGUACGUUCAGAAAGCUGCCUUGAUCUAGAAGAAUCUAUUCAUCUACCUGCCUUUCUCUCAGGUGGUUUUACAUCUCUUAUCCAACUGCUCCUUUCUAGAAAGACUCCUAGGGUAAGCCUUUUAGAUGCCCUCAAGCUCUCUUUCUUACCGAGGAAGUCCAUGUGGCCUCUUUAGGUCCUGCCGACACUGCUGGAGAUAGAGCGUGGCCAUUCCUGGAUUCCAGUUGGGCUUUGGAGACACAAUGCUGUGGAUGUGCUUGCAGAGUUUGCUCAGAAUGGCAACUCCUCUGAAAAAUCUCAGCAGUCGGGACGAGCAGAACGAAGAAUACUUGCUUUCUGUUACCGUUUUGUUUUUCUCCCAUGCCAGUCACCCAUCCAGACUUGCCUGCACCCUAAAAUCCCAUGCAGCCCCAUGGUUUCCUUAGAUUGUACUGAUUCCAUCAAACCCUGUUGUGUGGCUGCCAGGGGCUGUUCAGAGUCCUUGGAGAUGUGGACAAAUCACAAUAGCAUUCUCAGUCUCCCAUAGUCAUAGGUUUUAGGAAUAAAGAUGUCAUUUGAUAGCUGGCUCUGCCAGCUGGAUGUAGCACAAGGUUAAUAUCAGAGCACAGGGACCUCUUGCUGAACAAGGAACUUCUUCCCAUACCCAUCUUUGUCCCUAGGUGGGCUGGAGACAGUGUAACAUGACAAGGUUAGGCUGGACAGUGAUGCAGCUACACACCCUCUGGGGCCCUAGCUCUGCACGUCCAUCUGUAAGUAGCUGAGGUGCCUUGUGUUCUGCUAUCAGAUGUAGGACCCCAGCCCCAGUGUGCAAUGCUCACCUUUGCUGUGCCUCUCUUGAAAUGGUGCUUCUUCAACUGUUUGCUUUCAUUUGUAAGGUGCUGUAUAUACGUUGAACAUAUGCACAUACUCUACCCAAUGGGUAGAACAAGAAACUAAUACUGUAAUAUAUUGUAUAGAUACCAGUUUUACCAGAAAUGGCAUAAAACUUAAGAAUGCCUAUGUACUCCAUCUUUUGUAAGGACACUUGCAAAUGAUUACAUAAAGUCUAUGUAGUUUAUUUUCCUAUGAAAUAUAUUAACACCAUGGGAUGGAGUCUGGAUAGCAGGCAGCAGUUUAUGACCAGCACAUACACAGGAACUGAGCUGUACCUCUGCUCUGAAACUUUAGCAAUCUCUAAGAUGUUCUUAAUUCCUUUAGAAAUGGACCGGUUUGGUUCUUUUAGUCAGGGGAAAGCUGUAUUUCCGCUUGCUCUCUGUGCAGGCCUUCUCACUGCGGUACCAGACACCAGGCCUCACUGGGAUGUGCAAACCUUUGAAGAAGACACACAUGGUGUCAAAAAACAAGUAACCUGCAGCCGAGGCAAUUUAGCCUCAGAGCACUUGCGACCCUUUGUGUCCCAUGUUUCUCGGUGCCUUGUCUUGUAAAUGGAAGCGAUGAAGCCAAUGGACUGUCUGGACUUUGUAGGGAGACAGUGCCUCGGGAAAGAUGACUAGGGUAGGGAAAGGUUUUGGGUUGUCACUAGAGAAUUGCCAAUCAGCUGAGAACAGACUGACUUGUAAGUGCAUUCCUGUUGUAUUCUGUGGUAGUCCUGAUCCCUCAGUUAGGUUACAUGUUAGACUGCACAUAAAGUCACACUUCUCCCUUCCAGCUCCAGUUGUGGCUUUGGCAUUUUUAAGUUUCUUCCUUUGUCCUCCCUCCCCCCACAAGUCCCCUCUCAAGCAAAAAAGCCUUGGUGUCCAUUAAAGCCACCAUGGGUAUGAAGUGUUAACAGCGAUCGUGGAAUGCUGCCGUCCAGUCUAAUUCAGUGUGUCACUAAUGAUGUCUGGGGAAUUCCGGGUUUUUUAUUUUUUCUGUGGUAUGAGCUCUGACUCUGAAAGUCAGAGACAGAAUUAUCCCCAAUCAGGAAAAAAAAAAAAUGCUCUAAGCUAUUACUACUUAUUCUGAAUGUGCAACUCUUAGUGCCAAUUCGGUCCUUUUUAACAGCUCCCUGCAAGAGCUGGGUAAAAAUGUCAAUAGAUCCCUCCUAUGUCCCAUUCAAGUCCAAGUCAGUGUCUCUGUCUACUGCAGGGUACACCCUCAGGAUCCCUGGGGUGAAGACCCAAGGCUCCAUCACUGUCAGAAAACGAGCACUCUUCUGAGCAUGGGAAUGUUCUAGACUCAGUAGUAAGAUGCAUGACCAACUCGGUUCUGCAGACCCGGCCCUGGCUGAGGAUCCCUCUCAAUGAUGCUGCUUCUAUCAGAUGCACUUGCCUUUCAAAAAUCUCAAUUCCAAUUAAUAUCCUUGUUGAGUUUAAAGUUGUUUUAAAAUAUAUACACUAUCCACAACACUUAGUUCACUUAAUUUUUAUUAUAAAGUAAUCUACUAAAAAAGUACAACUGUAAUUGCAUCUUCCGAUCUUUGUGAGCUAUGAUAAUCAGAAGUCAAAGUCCUUUUGUGUUUAAACAACAAUGUGCUUACUCUUUAACGUAACUCCUGGUUAUAUACGGGAAAUGGUUCGCAACUGUCACCCGCCUGCAUCUUUUGCUCAGGUGGGGAUACAGUCUAGACCUCAGGUCUCUAACUGCAAUACUUUUGAUGAAAGACGUUGCACAAGUGCUGUUUGUUAGCGAUGAAAUCAGGUUUCUGCUUGUUCCUAAUGCCAUGAUCAAAUCAUAGCACAAACUCAUUAAAAAUAAUCAGUGACAAAUAUCUGUUCCCUGGGGUUUUGUUUGUUCACUUUUCAGCUACGACAUACAAAUAGACAACUGAUGUAUGAUCAGUCUCAGAAAAAUACUUUCUUUUUUGUGGAGUUGGAGAUGGGACCCAGGAAACAGUUCUUCUUUGGGCUAUACCCCAGUCCAAAGGAUACUGCUGAUCAUUCUCUAGUUACUGACUCAAGAAAAACAUUUGUGUGUGCACACAAAUGGACGCAUGUGCCACAGCUGGUGUGUGGUGAGGAUAACCUGUUCGAGUCAGUGCUCUCCGUCACCAGGUGAGUUCCCAGAAUGCAGUUAAACUGCCAAGCUUGGCAGUGACCAUUUUAAAUCCCCAGCUCACUGGUUGGUGGCUGACUUUUUAAAAGGAUUUCCUAGGGUUCUAUAAACCUGAGUAGAAGACAUCACAGACAUCACAGAAUUCUCAAUUCUGAGUUCUAACAUGGGACAUUCAGAAUUGGUUCCUGAGAACUUCUAAUCCCACAGGGGCUUUGGAUGGCAGUCACACAAAGCCAGUCACACAGCAAGCUAAGUAGGUCUGGCAACAAAUACUUAAUCCCUGACAUUGGAGGCCUUCAGCUGUUCUAUGACCUGCACAGAGAGGAGCACAUUUUAUCUGUGCUAAGUAAGUGUAUAGAUUCUAGAUGACACAUGUAUGCAUAAACACCACAUAACCUAUCAAACAGUGAGGAUAAGUGAUAAUAGAUUUAUUUUUUCCAUUUCUGUAAAUUUGCAAUAAACAAAUAGAAACAAUUUCAAAGUCUUACUGGAAUAAUUGUGUGGGCCCAAAUUCUAGUCCACUUCAGAUUCAGAGUGAAGUUUUUUUUUGAUGAGGGGACUCUUAUUCUUAGUCACUAGCAGACCACACUGUGCUCUCAGAGAAUUCCCAGAGGCUGUCCCCAGAGCUCCCAAACCUAACAGCAAGCAGUGUGAGCAAAGGAAGAGAGGUGCCAGGCUCUCCUGCCCCUCUGCCACUGGUACUGACCACCUCAGUACUAGCAGAUUUGAGUUCCUCUCAGAAAGUCCAGCCCAGGUUCUCAAGAGUUGCUUCAGGAGAAGCAGGAGGACAUCAAGAGGCAUUUCUAAGCAACAGGCUUUGAUGUUACAGCAGGAAGGUUGAACCCUUGAAGAGCAUGAGGCUGGGACUCCAGUUUACAAUGAAAGAGUGCCUCGUGGGACUACCUUCCGCCCAGGUCCCCUGGCUGAGGACCAAACAAGCUUUGAAGGCUUCUGGUAAGGCCUGAUGCAGAAAACAAGGACUUUUCAGACAGCAGCUCACCCUGGGCCUUCUGAGUGAACAUGCUACUUAAAACAGGUUAGAUUUCCCUCACUUUACUGUUUUGAUCUGUUUGGCUUACACAGAUUCUAAUUAAAAUGUUUCUGUAAACAUUUGCUACAUAUGGUAAAGAGCAGCUCAGACCUUGGGCCCAGCAGCCUUCAGACGGUUCGAGAGCUCACCUCUGUAAUUAAUGUCCCUGGCUGGAGGUAGUUCCAAACUCCUAUCUAUAGAGCACGUGCAAUUGUUUCAGCCAAGCAGAGCUAAGGCAGAGACAGCAGCCCACCACACCCUCAAGUGUCCACAUGAGGUGGCAGCUGCUAGCCAAAGAGGUCCUACUGUUCUUUCUGUCCACUUGAAGAUAUGGGCACAUUAACCACACACUAUCUUCUCCAUGCAGGUCCUGUGGAGGCUGUCCCUGCACACAAGGCACACAUCUGCCAAGGCAGUGAACAACACACAAGCUUUGCCGCACAGUUGUGUGGAAGUACCUGGAGUUUUGUUUUCAUUUUAUGGUACUGAGACUACUUCAUAGGAAAUCUUCCCUCUGGCCAAAUGAAUCGUGAGCUUUAAUCUUCCUUUUCAAGGGACUCAGCGAGGGCAAGCACUCAAUUUUGGUGAAACCUAGUAUUUCCUAAGGAUAUCUUAAACUCCACUGCACCAAAAUUUUCCAUAAAUAGAAGUUUCUGAUGGCUUCAGAUCUUCUAGAAACUGGCAACAAUUAAAUGGAAAAAUUAGUCUCAGCAGCUUUCAAGUAUGGCACUGUCUAAUAUUAUACAUGGAUGGGAGGAAGGAAAAGGAGACAAUCUGAGAAUUUCUUGAGACCAAGUGGUCCCUGAUAUAUGAAGUAUUUAACAUUACUAUUUAUACUUAAUAUAAAAAAUCUAGACUUGAUUGAGGUUUUUCUUCAUUACUUUUAAAUGUGGUAAUUAGGAAAAGGCAAAAGGUAUUAUAUGACCAGAAGAGAAACUAGUUUCGAGUAUGGAUUCAGUUGUGUGAAAAUUGCAACCUGAAUGCUUUGCUAAGGCCGACUUCACUAGAUGGGGACGGAGGACAGAAUGAGACUGGACCUUUAGCUUCCCCACCCCAGCCCAUCUAAAACUAAAGGGGGAAAACGAAGGGAUAAGGUCACAAUAGUUUCUAUCUCCCUUUCAGAUCACUCUAAAAAGAGGAUGGCCAGAGUAGAGUCUAAAGGAAGUCACGUUACAAGGUUAACAGCCAAAAGCUGAACUGUAUCAGCAGAAGAGCCAGGCUAUACAUUACUGGCAAAUUUGAUGAACUGGCUUGACUUUUAUUUUCCUUUAAGUCCAAGAGCAUGGCCUGGCAUACUUAAGUACCUGCCACAGGGGAAAGGGACCACAUGAGUAAUGCCUGGCUGAACUUCAGACACACAGGUCUUUGGUUUUUUCUUAACCAAAACAUGGCUUCAAUGUCCUGACAUGACUCAUCAGUGUUAAAUUCCACAGUUCUCUAAGCCUUGGGUUUGAAUUAUUAUCAGUGGUAAAAACAAAGGUAAAAGCUAACAAUCUUAAAAACAAAACAGUGCAAUUAUUGAAUAGUUUGCUCAACAAAUACCGCAUUAGGUCUGUGGACAUACUUGACAGUAUUUUUUACUUUGGGAGCAAUGCACACCUGUUUGUUACUGGUCAGAAGAAUACAGAGUACACAAGCUCCCGUAACCUGACUUUGCUUCACCAAGGAAACAGAAUAAUGUACUUGUUGCCUGAGGUCUUGGGCAGCAGGGCCCUAUAACUACACUGCCGCGGCCGAAUACCAAGCAGGUAAGGACAUCCUACACCCAUGGAUGAGAGAAACAGCAACAGUAACAACCUGGAUACCACAGUAAGAAUCCUGAGGAGGUAUGGAUUCAAAUGAGUAAAAACACGCUUGUCAUAGAAUCUCCAGUCUAACACUCCAGAGGCGCAAACAAGGCAACAGCUAAACUAUGUUCAUGUAUGAACAUUGCUGCCCUUCCUAAAAUCAAAUCCAGGAUUAAGAGCUAACAUUUAACUGGAAAAGGAUGAUACAGAAUUGCUGUUUUGUGGAGCAUCUUUAUGGAAUUGUCAAAAUAUGGCAGAAAGCGCCUUUUACUAUGUGUAUUUCAUCUUAUUAAAACAAAAAGGAUGAAGUUAGGUUUCAAUGUUGUUUCUAGAAACUGGUGGGUGCAGCCAACUGCAGCUGGAAGCUUCAGAUCCUUGGAAGAACGCUGUGCUGCUGUGCACCUUGAACCAAAACUGUGCUUACAGAACUGUUGAGCAGACUUGCACUGGGCACACUCCUUCUCAUGUCAGUGACUGCUAACAUUUAAAUUAGUCAAAGUUCAAGACAGAAAAGGCCGGACAAAGGGAGGUGGGUAAACGGGGGAAAGCAAAAUUUCCAGCUAAUCCACUUUCAGGAAAAUCAGGAAGCAGGAAGCAUACUUUGGCAUGGAGUCAUACUUCUCACCACCAAGGUUUGUUCACUGGACUGGUUUCCCAGAGAAAACAGCAUGAUGUACUUCCCCAUAGCUCACUGGAUAAGAAGCCAUAUUCUACACUUGAUAUCUGCUUCCCCAAGAAGGUCAUUCAAGCAAAUCCUCACAACAAACCACGCCCCACUCUGCCCUCAAGGGCUCUAAAAUAACGACAUUCUUCCUACUAAGAAGAUCAUUCUUAUCAAAAUAACCAAAUAGUUGCCACAGGAUAAGGAGGAUCUGUAAUUACUGUUAGUGACUAUCAGUGAUGUAUAGGGAAGAACAGACCUUAAUUUUCAAAGCUUAAUCCUGGAGACGUAGGCCAACCACAGACUUGUUUUGACUGGUUAGAAUGAUCAAAGGUCAUAGAAGUCUCAGAGGGAAAAAUCAAUCCAGCGAGCCUAACUCAGCAUUUAACUGCGAGAAGCUCAGAGUAUAAGAGAAAGUUUCCUUAAGGGGGCCAUGAAAGGUCAAAUUCUGGGAAAGGUGUGGCCCUUAGACCAUUCCAAUCAUCAGGAAGGAUGAGGUCCAGACUUUGCUGUAUAUGACUUUCUUCUUCCUUCUCUCAUGGAACCUCUACUUAAUACAAAACUGGUAAAUAACAUACACAUGGGCCAAUGGAGACCAAGCACAGUUACUAUUUGAAGAAUGGAUGAGUGACAACUUCCUCACUGCCUUCCCGACACCUCUUCUGCAAAUUUCCAAUACAGAGACCCACGUAUCCCUCAACACAUGCUCAUCCGGCAUGGGGCCAAUGCCUGGAUAAUUCUUUCAUCAUGUCCCUGCUAAAGUCAAUUAAACAGUGAGCUCUUAAUGCCAACAAGUAAGUGGCAUGCAAGAAGGGCACUUAAUUGGAACAUUUAAAAUUACCUUAUUUUAGGUUUUAUGGAGACUCAGUUUUGGAAAUCUGAAACAAUAUUCAGAAAAUGAACUGUAGCUACCAAGAAAAUUAUUCCUCUAAUUCUACAACAACCUCUUUUAAGAAGCCCUUUAAUAAUUUUAAAAAAAGUGUGUAUAUUCAAAAUUCUCUAUUUAAAAAGAACUCAGAAAUAUUACUAACUUUUCUUGCCUCAAUUGCAAAAUUCACUUUCUGCCAAUCUCAUUGCUAGUGCAUCAACUUACAAUAGCUCAGCUUGUAUUUUGAAGCAGUUUUGAAAUCUUAAAAGACAUGAACCCAGUGCAAAGGACAUUAAAAGAAGCUCAAUGUGUCUAAAAUACAGCUUCAUUGUCUGAACAGCUCUUCUGCCCACACUAUAAAGAUGCUUAAAAUCCCUACAACUUUGGCCUAGGAACAAGAUAGCCUCCCAGUCCUAGCUCACCCCGAGCAUAAAGCCCUUCACUCUUUCAUCUGUGAAUGAGAAGACGGGGGCAGAUUUUAAGUGGAAAACUUGGAAAUAUUUCAAAUCUUAGUUUUAUUAUUUCAUUGUGGGGAGAAGGCUAUUCCCAAUAUACAAGCUUUUCCCUUUGGUGAAAUCCAAACAGCACCCCAUUUUGCACAAAAGGCUCUCAAUAAUGAUGUGAUGUUUUAAAAGGCAGGUUUUACUCUUAUUCUUUAACAAACCAAGCUUCUUACCUAAUUCAUUUUCUUUUGAACUUACUAAUUUGCUAAGCAAAUGUUUUCUGUCUAUUAAAAAAAAAACUCAGUCACAGCUUCAUCUGUGACAUCAGCGUAUUUUUCAAAAGGAUAAAUGUGCACACCAGAUGUGGAGCUUCCUCGUUUCCCUUGCAGCUAAGAGAAGCCCAUGAUCUGCUGUGAAUAAAAUGCAGUUCAGCAUAUACAAAUCUAUAUUAUACAUUUUGAUAAUUUAAGUUGACAUGUACUGUUGUCUGCUAUCAACACAUUGCAGGAUCCCCGGCAAGUUGGUUGUUGUUUGUUUUAAGGAUAAUAUUAACAACAGCAUUUUAUGACAUCUCUGAUGCCAAAUAGUAACAAUAUAACUUCUCAAAUCUUUAGGGACAUUUUCAUUGGAUUUAAAAGCAGAUAACAAACAGCUCCUUAUUUGCUAUAAUUGGCAAGACACAACCCAGACUCAGAACUGGAGGGUAAUACGACUCCAAUGGACUAGGCAGAAGAUAUC